Molecule: messenger RNA, 6018 nt
Organism: Chelonoidis abingdonii (Abingdon island giant tortoise)
Lineage: Eukaryota; Metazoa; Chordata; Testudines; Testudinidae
Gene: HDAC7
Product: histone deacetylase 7
Biological process (GO): negative regulation of transcription by RNA polymerase II
Molecular function (GO): histone deacetylase activity
Source: RefSeq, a predicted model, not a curated record
GCUCGGGCUAUUUCGGGGCGAGCCCCUCCCCGAACUGUUUGUGCGCCUGGCCCGGGCUGGGGAGGCCGCCGCAGGUGUAUCGGCCGGGGAGAGCCCGGAGCGGCGCGGCGGGGGCAGGCUGCAGCCGGGGCGCGGGGCUCGGAGCGCACGGGGAUGGGCGGCGCUCAGCUUCUCGCUGGCUCCUGAGAGCUGCCGCGGCCGCCCGAGUGGCGGGGCUGAGAUCAUGGCACCGAGGGAAGCCCCUGCGCCCUGCCCCUCCUCCAGCUGAAGGAGCAGCCGGCAGGAAGCAGCUGCCUGGAUGCGAGAGCGGCCGAGCCCGGCUCUGACGCCCGCUGCCUUGGCUGGGGAUGGCUGAGUUGCCCCUCUGACCCCCGGCCUGGGCUCCAGCAGCAGGCUCCAUGCCAGGGCUACAUCAGAUGCUCAACACCAUUUACGAGUCGGAUUCUGUUUUCUCCCCAGAUGGAAUUAAAGGAGAAGAAGCGAGUGUGAGCUUGGCCCAAGGGAGCGGCGCCUCCAGCCAGACUGCUGUGAACCUGUGCGUCUCCCUGCGGGUGCCUCAGGCUGUCCCCAUGGACCUGCGGAUCGGACAGCGCUUCGUCAAGCCUGGCUCCGACACCGCCCUGCUGGCUCUCAAGCAGACCCAGCAGCUGCAGCACCAGCUCUUCUUGGCCAGCCUGCACCAGCAGCAGGUGGAGCAGUUCACCCACCAGCACAUGCGGGUGAACAUGGACUCCCCGCAGCGUGAGGCAGAGGCUGGGCAGCAGGAGCAGGAGCUGCGGCUACUCCUCAAUAAGGACAAGAGCAAACGAAGUGCUGUGGCGAGCACGGUGGUGAAACAGAAGCUGGCCGAGGUCAUCCUGAAGAAACAACAGGCAGCUUUGGAAAGGACCAGCAACCCCAGUGGCCCUCCCAUGCCCUACAGAUCGCUGGAGCCCCUGGAUACUGAAGGCCCUGCCCCUCCUGUGCUCAGCCCCUUCCUGCCACAAGUCCCCAGCAGUUCCAUAGACCCUCCGGAGCACUUUCCGCUGCGGAAGACAGCAUCUGAGCCCAACCUGAAGGUGCGGUACAAGCCCAAGAAGUCGGUGGACCGGCGUAAGAACCCACUGACCCGCAAGGAGAGUGCACCCCCUUCCCUGAAGAGGAGGCCAGCAGAGGCCAUUGACUCAUCCCCCAGCAGUAGCAGCACCCCUGUGUCUGGCUGCAGCUCCCCCAAUGACAGCCUCCCAGCGGAACAUGGAGUCCCCCCGUCUGGGCCGAGCAUGACCCACGAGGCGCCACUCGCCCAGCGCCUGAUGAUGCAGGAGAGCUCGCUGGCCCACUUUGCCCUGCAGAGCACGGCCUCCCUUCCGGCCAUCUCGCUGGGACUGCCAGCUACUGCCAGUGCCAGGGGCGAUGCAGACCGCCGCUCCCUCUCUGGCUUGGCACACCGGGUGCCAGUGCUGAAUGGGCCCGUCCUCUCGGGCACCCACUCAUCCAUGUUCAUACCAGCUGGCUUGGAGCAGCAUGAGCCCGGAGGGCCUCUGUCCCCUCGGCUUCAGCCUGUCAUUAUUCUUGAGUCCUCAGUCACCCACGCACCACUUGUGGCAAUGCCAGGCCUGGGGACGGUCCCGUUCCACUUCGCCCACUCACUCAUCCCCACCGACCGGCUGUCGCUGGCAGGCCACCACAAACCUCUGGGGCGGACCCGCUCUGAGCCCCUGCCCCCCAACCCCAAGGCCAUCCAGCAACAGCUGGCGUACCAGCAGCACCAUGCUCAGUUCCUGGAGAGACUCAAGCAGCAGACACACUUGGGCAAGCUAAUGACCAAGUCCAGUGAGAAGCCUCGUCUGCAGCAGAUCCCCUCCUCGGAGGACAUGGAGGCCAAGGGGGGGCUCCCAGAGGGAGUGAGCGAGCACAGUGACCAGCCUAGGGGCCGAGUGGAGCUCACACGGCCAGGGGUCAGCACAAAGGAGCCUGAGCGGGGCCCGAAGCUGAUGCAGCCACAGGAGGAGCUCGUCUUGCAACAGGCCUACCUGUGGGAGCAUCACCAGCGCCUGCAGCACUCGCUCCUCAAGCGGCAGCCACCAGCCGACUCGCUGAUGGUCCCUACCGCACACGGAGGGCACCGGCCUCUCUCCAGGGCCCAGUCAUCUCCUGCCGCUGCCUCCAUUGCCCUUCCUGCCCAGGACGCACCCGCCAAGGCACUCUCCCUGCCAGUGCAAGAGCCACCAGCCAAACCGCACUUCACAACAGGGCUCGUGUAUGACUCUGUGAUGCUCAAACACCAGUGCUCCUGCGGGGACAACAGCAACCAUCCCGAGCAUGCUGGGAGAAUUCAGAGCAUCUGGUCCCGCCUGCAGGAGCGGGGUCUGCGCAGCCAGUGCGAGUGUCUGCGAGGGCGCAAGGCAACCCUGGAGGAGCUGCAGUCAGUGCACACUGAGCGCCACGUCUUCCUCUAUGGCACCAACCCCCUCAAUCGCCUCAAACUGGACAACGGGAAACUGGCAGGGAUCCUGUCGCAGAGGAUGCUCGUCAUGCUGCCCUGUGGGGGGGUGGGGGUGGAUAGCGACACUAUCUGGAACGAGUUGCACUCGUCCAACGCCGCCCGCUGGGCCGCUGGUAGCGUCACUGACCUGGCCUUCAAGGUGGCCACAAGGGAGCUCAAGAACGGUUUUGCUGUGGUGCGACCCCCAGGACACCAUGCGGACCCCUCCACAGCCAUGGGUUUCUGCUUUUUCAACUCAGUGGCAAUAGCUGCUAAGCAGCUGCAGCAGAAGGGGAAGCUCAGCAAGAUCCUCAUUGUGGACUGGGAUGUUCACCAUGGCAACGGCACCCAGCAAGUGUUCUACAAAGACCCAGACAUUCUCUACAUUUCGUUACAUCGCCAUGACGAUGGCAACUUCUUCCCCGGCAGUGGGGCAGCCGACGAGGUUGGCUCUGGUGCUGGCGAGGGAUUUAAUGUCAAUGUGGCUUGGACUGGUGGGCUCGACGCACCCAUGGGGGAUCCAGAGUACUUGGCAGCUUUCAGAACUGUCGUGAUGCCGAUCGCCCACGAGUUCUCCCCGGACGUGGUGCUGGUAUCUGCAGGGUUCGACGCAGCCGACGGCCACCCGCCACCGCUGGGAGGCUACAAAGUCUCUGCCAAAUGCUUCGGCUACAUGACCCAACAGCUGAUGAGUCUGGCAGGAGGAGCCAUUGUCCUUGCCCUGGAAGGGGGCCAUGACCUCACGGCCAUCUGCGAUGCCUCGGAGGCCUGCGUGUCCGCCCUGCUGGGCAAUGAGCUGGAUCCCCUGCCAGAGGAGAGCAUGAGGCAGAAGCCGAACCCCAAUGCCGUGCGCUCCUUGGAAGCAGUGAUCCGGGUCCAGAGUAAAUACUGGGGCGCCGUGCAGCACUUUGCCUCUAAGGUGAGCUGUUCAUUCCUGGAGGCGCAGCACCAUGACCCAGAGGAGGUGGAGACGGUGACAGCCUUGGCCUCCUUGUCGGUGGCGGUGAUGGUGGAGAAGAGGCCACAGGAUGAGCCGAUGGAGGAAGAGGAGCCCAUGAAUCAGUGACGUGCGGUGGUGGUCUCUGAGUCGCUAAUGGCAGGAAGGAGUCUGGACUCUCCCUAGCCCGUGACUCGCUCUCAACUGCCUGUUUGCCACGAUGUCCUCUCUCCCCAAGUCACACUAUGGAACGGACUGGCCCUCCAGCUGUGGCAUCUGCAGGUCACAUGCAAAGGAGCCCACUGCUGUCUGGGAAUCACUCUCCUGCCUGGGAUCAGCCGAGGACCAGAAACUCCCUCUCAAAGGAUCUGCCCUGCAGUGCUUGGCACCAUGCCUUCCACCUGCUCUCCCCUCAGGGUGUUGCAGGGGCAUAAAGGGCCAAUGGGGUGUGAGAAAGCCUCGGCCCUGCCCGGUUAGUGGAGAGCUGCUUUUCUCCAAGGGCUCAUCCUGUGGCAGUGGAAAACUGGACAGGUGUUGGGAUGGACAGUGGUGUCUGACGUGCAGUUCAGAGCCAACCUCAGGAUUGUGCCUCUUCUCCAGACAGCCAAAGGUUCCACCAGGGAUCCCUGCACCUCAUGCUCCUGGGAGGGGGGACAGAACAGUCUUUGUACCUUUGUCUAGGAGCAAUCGGAGCCUCCUGCCAGGCACAAGGUGGGAGCUAGGGGUGAUGAUGACGUGGGGUUUGAGCCAGUUGUGAAUGAGAAGAGGUUAGAAGAUGAUUGACGACAUGCAAAUCACAGGGAAGCCCUGGACUCCAGUGUCCCCUGUGCCCAGAACUGCAAGCCUGGGACUUGGUCUCCUUAACCACUAACCAGAGUGCGAGCCCUCGGGGAUGGGGCCCCUCUGAUUUGCACUAUCUGCAGAUUACAUGUGCUAAUGUGCACCUGACAUAUCCAUGGGACUUUGGGGAACAAACUCCUCUGCAGAUGGACGUUCACGAGGUGAUCUGAGUCCUGGAACAACCAGCCAGGCCAGCGACCUGAAGAUCCAUGUCUAAUGGGGCCCUUUGUCCGGCUCCAGGGGAGGGGGGCUUCUUCCAGAGUAGCUACUAAGGGCUCUCUGUGUCCUCGAGGCAGCCCUCACUAGGGAGCCUGCCUUAGCCCCCAGCCCUGUUCCCUGCCUAAUACCCAAACUGUCGAGGAGAAACAGGGCAUCUUAGGGCUAACAUGGGCUCAGCUUAACAUGAGUCUGAUUGCUGCUCAGUGCUCAGCUAGCCCAGGAUGGACACAUUAGAAACACUCCAGAGAGCCCCCGAGAUCCAGCCAGAGCCUCUCUGGAGUGAGCAGAAACCCCAGCCAAAUUCCUGCUCCCCUAGAAGUCAUGGGUGCUGUGCAGACUCUGCGCGAGCUCAGGACCCCAUCGUGCAAGGUGCUGCACAGACACCCCUCCACCGCCGGACAUUGAGGCCGUGUAAGCCUGAUGCUUCACAGACCCCAACCAGGAUCAGGGCCCAGUCGUGCUAGCUGCUGCACAGAUUCCAACCAUGAUCAAGGCCCUAUCAAGCCAGGUGCUGCACAGACGCUAGCUGAGACUGGGCCACUGUCAAGCCAGCACUACACAAGCACACAGUGACUGACAGCUCCUUUCCUCCACUUCAGUGGGACUAGGAUCUGGGCUGAUCUUGCAAAGUGUUUCCCCCUCCCUGGGUAGAUCACAUGGGUUCACACACACGCCCCUGUAGCCUUGGCUCCUUCCACUCACACAGCUGGGGGAGACCAGCAGUUCUGCUCCCCAGAAAUGCCAUUGGAGAGCCUGUGGCCUCCAGAAAUGGCAGCUUUUACAACCCCCAUCUGACCCCGACUUCACUGUUUGUAUCAUCUCACGGCAACAUGGAAGAGCUAAAAAUAUUCUCCCCUCCCUUGCCCCCCCGCCCGCCCUUAAACACUUAAACAGGUUUUGCAGAAGAGCAGAGCUGGGCCGGCUGGCAGCAGUUUCUUGGGAGAACAACAGGUCCCCACAAAGCAGCAGCCUCAAGCCUGCACUACAGGCCAACACUCCUGGGUUAAUCUCACUCCACCUGGCUCCUGUCCAGGUGGGGUCGUCGUUUCCAGUCUCCUAGUGUGAAGGGAGUGAGCCCUCUUCUGUCAGGGGCACCAGGGAUCUGACCCCUCUCCACUCCAUGGCUGUGUCCUCCAGGACAAUCACCAUUCCUUCGAGAGGGGCCUGGCCCAGAAGCUGUUGUGAUGUGCAGCAAUGGGAGCAGUUGGGCCAUUGCCUGGGGCCUGUGUGAUGGCCACAAGCACUUCCUGGGGUUCUGAGGGGCACACCCCUUGGUUGAACUGUGUGUCUCCUUAGGUCCAUGCCAAUGUCCAAAACAGAAGCAGACAGGAAGUGUGGAGACAUGCAUUUCAGUGGGGCAGAGCAUAGGGCCUGGGAUAUCUGGCCAGGGUCUGGAGGUGUGGGGUAGGCACGCAGGGCUGGGUGUCUGGCGAGUCGCUGUCUGCAAGGAGAGGGAUGAGUCUGUUUGUAAAAAUAUAACAGAGGAAAAAAGACCUUGGAAGAAUAAAUAUUUCUUUGCCUUAGAACUGCACAAGCUGUGUGCGGGGAUAUGGCUAUA